CUGCCUCCUCCCUCCAGCCCGGACUCCCCUGAAAUAUGUUCUGGGGCGCUUGGAUGUGGCCCGAGAAAGACGCCGCCGCGCUGACUAUCUGCUGCUGCUGCUGCUGCUGGGCUCCGAGGCCGAGCGACAAACCUUGCGCCGACUCUGAGCGGGCGCAGCGAUGGCGACUGUCCCUGGCGUCCCUGCUCUUCUUCACCGUGCUGCUCGCUGACCAUCUGUGGCUGUGCGCGGGGGCCCGGCCCCGGGCCAGAGAGCUGAGCAGCGCCAUGCGGCCGCCCUGGGGGGCCGGCCGGGAGCGGCCACCGGUGCCUCCUCGAGCGCUGCAGCCACCGCCGUCGUCGCUGGGUGAGCCCAGAGCACCCCCGGGCUCCUGCAGCCCCCGAUACAGCAACCUGACCAAAGCCGCCCCCGCCGCCGGCCCCGGGCCGGUCUGCGGCGGCAUCCCCGAGCCAACGGGGCUGGAUGCAGCUUGCACCAAAUUGGAAUCUUUGCAGAGACUUUUCGAACCGACUACCCCAGCCCCCCCUCUUCGGCCCCCUGACUCCCCUUCCCGUGCCCCGGCCGAGUUCCCCUCCGCCAAGAAAAACUUGCUCAAAGGCCACUUUCGGAACUUCACUCUCUCCUUUUGCGACACCUACUCGGUCUGGGACUUGCUGCUGGGCAUGGACCGCCCCGACAGCCUGGACUGCAGUCUGGAUACCCUGCUGGGGGACCUGCUGGCUGUAGUGGCCAGCCCAGGCUCCGGGACCUGGGAGGCAUGUAGCAACUGUAUCGAGGCUUACCAGAGACUGGACCGACAUGCUCAGGAAAAAUAUGACGAGUUCGACCUCGUGCUGCAUAAAUAUUUACAGGCAGAAGAGUACUCCAUCCGGUCCUGCACAAAAGGCUGUAAGGCUGUCUACAAGGCCUGGCUGUGCUCAGAAUACUUCAGUGUGACCCAGCAGGAAUGCCAGCGCUGGGUGCCCUGCAAGCAAUACUGCCUGGAGGUGCAGACCCGGUGCCCCUUUAUCCUCCCCGACAAUGAGGAAAUGGUAUACGGAGGGCUCCCUGGUUUUAUCUGUACAGGGUUGCUGGAUACUUCACCAAAGCGGCCGGAAACCAAGUGCUGUGACGUGCAGUGGGUCUCUUGCGAAUCGGAGAAGAAGAAGUUCAAGGAGUCUGAGACCCCCAAAACCCACCACCAGCAAUUCCACCACUCCUAUUUCCACCACUACCACCAACAGUACCACCACUACUAUCCCCGCCAUGAUCCCCCAGGCCGAGUCAGCCACAAGCCCUCCCUGCUGCCAGUCUCUGGGGGCUCCCGUCUCAGCCCCAGCAGGAUCCGGCUCUGUGUCCUUGUCCUCAUGCUCCUCCAUACCAUGGUGUCCUUCUCCAGCAACCAGGGUGGUGGGGGACUGGGGUUGGAGACAUUGCCUGCCCUAGAGGAGGGCCUGACACAAGAAGAGUGACAGGGGUAAGGGAGGACAGACCUCCACCACACACUGACAUCAGCUCCAGCCCCCCCCCAGGUGGGGGGGAGGGAGCUCCUCCCAUGGGAGGACCAGGUGGGAAGGUGGGGGAAACGGGGGUCAAAUUAGCCCCCAACCUACCCCCACACCCAAAGCAGCUCCAACAGAAUGGCCAGAGGGCCCCAGGGAGCUAUAAAUUCAUCCCGGAGUAAAAGAUAGGAGCAGCAGGUGCCCCCUCCCAAGCCCCACCUAUGGGACUUAGCAAAAAAAAAAUAGGGGGAGUGGGGGCUGGAAUUGCCCACCCCUGCUGAGAGCCCUGACCCCAGGGAAGGAGACUGCUCACCCAAUCUCAGCCCUGCAGGGAAUGUUGGGGGGCAUAGAGGGGAGAAACUCUUUUCCCCCUCAGCAUUCCUUUUGUUGCCAAGAUCCUUAAUUCCCUCCUGCCCAUAUCCCUAAAGGCAACGGCAGACAGUGCAAUUGCCCUCCUGCCACUUCAGUGCCCCUUGGCCCAUGUGGGGCUAUCAGAAGUGAAGUGUCAGACUGGAAGAUGAGGUGCGCACAGUUGCAGCUGUAUUGGGGCUCUGGUUAAGCUGUGCCCUUAACCCUCUAGGCAAUGAGGGGUAGUGCUGGGGUAUGAAAUGAAUGGUGAAAGAGAAUGAAGAUAGGGGAAGAAGAGGACAGGCAAGAUUCAAACUGGGGGCCUGAAGAAAUGGCCAAAUUGGCUCCAGCCACCUGGC
This is a messenger RNA of Dipodomys ordii (Ord's kangaroo rat), 2188 nucleotides long. It is a transcript of the gene Nalf2, whose product is annotated as family with sequence similarity 155, member B. Gene Ontology annotation, molecular function: stretch-activated, monoatomic cation-selective, calcium channel activity. Gene Ontology annotation, cellular component: plasma membrane. The record is from RefSeq and is a predicted model, not a curated record. The coding region runs from base 36 to 1451 and encodes 471 amino acids. The transcript has 3 exons. Gene Ontology annotation, biological process: calcium ion import across plasma membrane. Lineage: Eukaryota; Metazoa; Chordata; Mammalia; Rodentia; Heteromyidae.